AUGAUUGCCCUCUGCUUGUUUUUAUUUUGUGCAGUUCAGGGCCAGCAGUUGGUCCUCAAGGAGCUGCACACUCUGCACCAAUGGACGAACCUCAGUUUGGGCGACGAUCUGUCCAAGGGCAAUCGCUUCCUGCCGGUGGAUGUGGACAUUGAAUACGGCGAUGAGGGCAGACAUCGCACCUUCCUAACAAUUCCGCGACUUGGCAUGGCCACGCCCUUUACACUGGCCACCGUGGUUGCGGAAGACAAUGCGGUGGUGGAGAAUCCCCGGCUGGAGGCGUAUCCCAGUGAAGAGUGGCAUGUGCCGCCCAAUAACUGCUCGGGCAUCACCUCGGCCAUCAGAACCUAUAUCGACGAAUGCUGGCGACUCUGGGUGGUGGACUCUGGUCAGGUAAACUCCCUGCAGCUUUGUCCUUCCCAAAUUCUUACCUUUGAUCUAGUCAAGGACGAACUUAUACAGCGGCACUCACUUCCCCCCGAAUCCUACACCCCCAGUGUAUCCAUCUUCACCGCUUUGGUUGUUGAUUUGGCGGAGAGUGGGACUCCGAAUCGUUGUGUGGGUGGAAAGGCCUAUAUAGCUGAUGCCUGGGGAUAUGGCCUGAUCGUCUUCGACUCCUUGUCGGGUAGAUCCUGGCGCAUUGAGCACGAGACCAUGAAGCCGCCUUCUCCUUUAGGGGGAUUGGCCCGCUCCAGCAAUUCGCAGGCGGGAAUAUUCACAGUGAGCCUGAGUCCCAGUGAAGUGGAAGAACGCUUUUUGUACUUCCACACGCUGAACGCCUUCGAUGAGGUGAAGGUGUCCCUCGCCCUGAUCAACAACGAAACCCACUGGAAAUCGCCGAAUGCCAGCGAAGAUCACUUCCGCAUCCUGGGAACCCGGGGAAUCCAGUGCGAAUCGGAGGUGAUGGAUGAGUCGGGCAAUCUCUUCUGCAGCCUCAUCAGUUUGGGUGCCCUGGUGAGGUGGAAGGAGGAGAGUUCCAAUUACACGGCGGACGAACUGCGAGUGGUGGCCUACAAUCCGCACAAGAUCAAGUUCGUCACGGGCCUCAAGAUCAACCGGAAUUCCAAAGGAGAGGAGGAGCUCUGGGCCUUGAGCAGUCAGCCGAAACUCUUUGUGGGCGGCACUUUGCCCGAGAACGAGGUCAAGUUCCAAAUAAUUGGCUGCCGAACGGCUGACCUGCUUGCCAAUACGCCAUGCACAGUGGGCGCAGCAGAAACCACGCCCACCAACGUUUAAAUAAAUCUGAGUUUUAACGAGUUUUAAACUA
Messenger RNA from Drosophila takahashii, 1264 nucleotides. RefSeq names its product L-dopachrome tautomerase yellow-e3 (gene yellow-e3). The record is from RefSeq and is a predicted model, not a curated record. Lineage: Eukaryota; Metazoa; Arthropoda; Insecta; Diptera; Drosophilidae. Gene Ontology annotation, cellular component: extracellular region.